Messenger RNA from Thlaspi arvense, 408 nucleotides. The record is from the annotation of a GenBank genome assembly. Lineage: Eukaryota; Viridiplantae; Streptophyta; Magnoliopsida; Brassicales; Brassicaceae.
AUGGCAGGUGAAUUAGUAGAAUUUGAAGAGGGUACUAUAGGUAUUGCCCUUAAUUUAGAAUCAAAUAAUGUUGGUGUUGUAUUAAUGGGUGACGGUUUGAUGAUCCAAGAAGGAAGUUCAGUCAAAGCUACGGGAAAAAUUGCUCAGAUACCGGUGAGUGAGGCUUAUUUGGGGCGUGUUAUAAACGCCUUGGCUAACCCUAUUGAUGGUCGAGGUAAGAUUUCAGCUUCUGAAUCUCGGUUAAUUGAGUCUCCUGCCCCAGGACGCGGACAGCGAGAAUUAAUUAUUGGUGACAGACAGACUGGUAAAACAGCAGUAGCACAGAUACAAUUCUCAAUCAGCAAUGUCAAAAUUAAUAUGUGUCUAUGUGGCUUUGGUCAAAAAGCUUCUCCGUGGCUCAGGGAUUGA